Molecule: messenger RNA, 4518 nt
Organism: Malaya genurostris
Lineage: Eukaryota; Metazoa; Arthropoda; Insecta; Diptera; Culicidae
Product: histone-lysine N-methyltransferase Suv4-20-like
Exons: 5
Coding region: 1582-3933 (783 amino acids)
Molecular function (GO): protein binding
Source: RefSeq, a predicted model, not a curated record
UCGAUCGCGGUGGAUGCUUAUUUUGCUAUUUGUGCUCAAACAUUUCACCUUCGUUGAUCGCGGAUGGCGUUUGGUUUUCUCUGAUAUCAUGCACACUGUAUUUGAAUACAAUGGAACCAUUCGGGGUGGUGAUUUAUGACCAAAUUAUGCGUUUCGGUUUUUGCGAGAGUGCGUUCUUCUGAAUAAAACUGAAUAUGGGUUUUGUACUCUGAACCGCCUCAGUGUAUGAUUAGGAUGAUGUUUUAGCAUGAAUGACCAAAAGCCAACACUGGAGAAAUUCAUUUGUGUACCGAAUAACGAUUGAAAUUUUACGUACGUGCCGGCGAAGAAAGGAAGACCGAUUUAGUAUUCUGGAUAGCUUUACAGCAUUGUACAAAGAGACGUGGAAGAAAACUAAGUGAAAAUGGUAAAAAAUGUUCGGGAAAUAAAGUAGAUAACAGAGUCACAUGUGUUUUGUGUUACAUUACUGUAUCGUUCUAAAACAUUUUCUGUGGUUCGUUGGCGCUCUUUUAAAUCUACUGCCGGAAAGCGGAGUGUUUGACUUGAUGGAACGUUGAAAUAGCUCACGCAUAAUGCGUAAACCGACAACAGUGAAACCUACGAUGUAUAUGAAGAACUGAUUGAACUUUGGAUUCAAUAUGGUCGGAAAGGGAUCAUCAUUGCUUUAGGAUUUCGGAAAUUCUGUGUUGACUACGGCGACAAGAAGCUUAAUGGCAGGAGGGUCGAGAAGUGCAGCAUGUGCUGGAAAUGACUCCCCACACUAACGAGCAACGUAUCAAUAUAACUACAGCAGUCACUAACUGUCAUUUCGGUCAACCACCCGUAGGCCGGAUUACGCUAACGCACACGAUACCGUAAAAGGACUACAAUUGAAGCCGUCGGAGAUAUUUAGCACGGUGCUGUAUUAUUAGCCGCACACACAGAUGAUAGGUUUACAAAACAGCAGUGAUUCGAAAAGUGCAGUGAUUUAAUGUGGCACUUGGCUGCUGGCUAGUUCGCUCGAACACAUCUCGAAGUGGGUGGUGUUCAAGUGUAUGGAAACCAGAACCGCCUGGUGUGACUGGUGCAGCACAGCCAUACCGCACUUUCAUGCGCAAUUAAUGUGCACUGGUAGAGGGGCUACACUGCACUUUCAGUUCCUAGAGUUUAGCCAUAGGUUUUCGGGAGUGAAGACAGCAAAAUUGUGCUUGCGUUGAUGCUGCCUCAAGUUGCGGCUAUUCGGUGCCAGACGUGAAGUGCCCUAUUACCUAACCGCUAUAGCAUAGCUGCCAAUCUGGAAUCGGUGUAAUUCGUCUGAUGAAGCAAAUCGAAACAACAACUGUAAAUUAGAAAAACAAGCUUAGUUUAGUUUGAAAGAGUGAACUACCGGGAGAAGAGUAUCGAACAACAGUGCUGAAAGUCUAUCGAUUUUUUUUAUUGAUUGUUCAAUCGGAAGUGAAUGCUUUUUUUUGUGUAAUCGGUUUCGGCUUCCGAUUUUCGUUGUAGAAAACAUCUGUGCGUCUAACCAAGAGAUUAACGGCUCCCUUGCUGUAUAAUCUUCAUCCAGUGACCCACUAACAAAGGAAAUACCGAAACGGCAAAAUGGUGCUCUGCGACAGUGAUCUAGAUGUAACAGGCAUCUCACAAAAGUGGAACAAACUCCGACGACGAUGUGCUUCGUUCAAGACAGUCUCCGGUCCAGCGUCACUCGAUUCAGACACUAAUUACAUACUGGCCGAACAUCCAGGCCAUUAUCAGAUUAUCGCGUCCGGUCCGGUUCCGAUUCGGGUUCGUCAGGUGCAACAGUCCCACCAGCAGCAGCACCACCACCACCACCAUAAUCACAGUCACGAUCAGCAACGACACCAUCAUCAUCAUCAUCACCAUCAUCACCGACACAACGGCGCUCACGAACAAUUGUUGGAAAACCAACCGCACUACGGACAACUUCCAGAUCCAAACUGGGAGCUACGGCACUCAAGUUCAAGCUCAACAUCUACGUCGUCCUCGAACAUUGGCCAGGUUCAGCUUCCGAUUUAUGCUGCGGAAGAAUAUUGGCAAAUUCACGAGCGUGAUGUAAAAUUGUGGCGCCUAGGUGCUCAUCAAACAUAUGCCCACAGAAUCCGAGCAACGCCAAAUCAUCGUCGUAGUGCACACAGCAUUGAUUGGGAAUACAACGUGCAAAAGUACGAAAACAUGACCGAACCAGCACAGGUGGCGGCCGCUCGUCUCUUCCGGCAUGAAAAACUUCAGUACUACGACGAAGUGUCUAAUGUUAAGAAGAAAAACUCUCUAGAUUCUAGUGAAAGUGAAAACGGAAUCAAAGUCGCGAGAGAAAUCAAACUGCCUAGUCUAAAGAACUUCAAAUCUGCGUCUAUGCGACUACCCGGACAAAAGACAUCCAUCAACGAGGUGCAGCAAUUGUUGAGAAGUAAGUUCAAUAGAAUACAUGCAGGCCUACGUAAGCGACGUGCUCUUUCAGUUCAGGAGGUUUUCCAAAUGCCCGGCUUGGCUACUCCAACGAAACCUACAUUCUACGUUCCCUCACCGCUGGUCAGCGAACGAUGUCCUCAUAAUCCAUUGCGGUAUGAGGAGGAAACAAAUGAAGAAAUUGACGGACCAAUUAGUUUACCGUUCAUAAAUGAAAAUCAUCUCGUGUCUGGGGAUCAAUCCCAAGUACAACUCCGGGAUCGAUCUGUAAGCCCGCGUAAAGAACGAACUAAAACAUGGUUUCCUAAUAUCGAUUUCAACACACCCGAUUCUAAGCCAGAAAAGGAUCUUCCACCGACGACUAUUCAGAACGAUAGCAUUCCCGUUACCGGAGAAGACCAAAGUGUGCAGCCCAAAGAAAAACAGGAUAAACCAAACUUUGCGAUCGGUGGACGUGUUUCACUACGCGAACGUGUAGAAAGCAUGAACCUUAAUCGGCUCCGCUCCAAAACCUCCACCAAUAAUGCAGCUAGUCCACAACCAAAAAAAUCAAACGAGCAACGCAAAAUCCGUCCCCGUAGCCAUUCACCACUGAAGAACAUCAAGAUCAACCUUUCCGGCCUUGGUAUGCGCGGAAAUGACCCGCUAGCAACGCCAAAACCAAAACGUGAAUCAUUUGGCCUAUUUGGCCGGUUGAACCGUAUGAUGCAUGGCAACGGUAGUCCGUCACCGGAAAAGCCAAACGGUAGGACUGCCAACGCAAUCACCAAAGAAGGCGCUACUGCAACUACUGAUAAGGCAGUGCCGCGACCGAAGGCUGGCAACGGUGCCGUCAGCUACAGCGGUAAUGUUAGUAAACAAUCGACCAUCCAAAAGCUGACGAAAUUAAGCAACGGGAGUCGACGGGAUGGGCCACGACCGUCCAUUGGGCAAAUCAAGACGGAAGCGCCAACGGGAGCAUCGGUAAUGGCACCGGAACGUGAGCGGAAAUCCAAACAGAUUCCCGACAACAUAUCCAAGACUUCAACAUCAACGGGAGGGAUUACGAAACUUUCCGCAGUGUCCUUCAUCAAAACGCAUGAUCAUCACCAACAAGAAAAUUUCGGAAAAUCAGCUCCAUCGGAGGUGGACGACGAUCUUGAUGAAGAAAUUGAAGAAAGUAAAUUUUGCACACUGCCACGAAGCGGUCCCAAUGCUUUCACCAUACGUCAAGCCCGUUUUGUCAAAGGAAACGGUGCUAAGGUUCUAGGAUUUUCAAUUGUUGGCGGAAAGGACUCCCCGAAGGGUUCGAUGGGUAUCUAUGUCAAAACGAUUUAUCCGAACGGACAGGCGGCCGACAAAGGAACGUUGCAUGAAGGAGAUGAAAUUCUUUCAGUGAAUGGAAACGCAUUCCAAGGUUUAUCGCAUCAGGAAGCGAUCAACGUGUUUAAAUCGAUAAAAACUGGCGAUGUGGUGAUACUGAUAGGACGACGUAACAAUCGAAGAAAGUUGGAUACACCAUCUCCGGGGAUAACUCAAGCUUGAUUACCAAUCACAAGAGAGUAACAACAUGAGUGACGACUGCAACUAACUGUUUAAAAACGUACUAUCGGUUUGAGUGUAACAAAAAUAGAUCUACCGUUUUUUUCCAAAUAUUUGAUUUCCAAAUACUGCAAUUAUUAGUCAUAGAUUACAUUCAAAUCGGUUAUACCUACUUUACACUGUAACUGCAAUAACGUAAUCGUAUCAAGAGUGUAUAAAUCACUAAAAUUUAAAUUGGUGCAUAAUAGAAAUGAAUUUUGGCAGCUUUUACAGCUUUUCAUACAUUGUCUACUGUCACAUAAUAAGGUAUUAUUUACCUUGUUAAACACAACUGUUUCGUAUGAUUCAAUUACUUAGUAUAUGCACAUCUAGUCUCUCCAUCGUAAAAUAAAUGCUUGUAUUGUACAUAAUUUCUUGAAAUCGUUUUUUUAUAACAAUGCCAAAGGAUUGUCAUCAUAUGUUUGAGAUCAAAUAUUUUUUUUGGGCACACAUUUGUUAAAUGUAUUGUAUAUUUUAUUCUCAUCGAAAGAUUACGGAAGGCGUCGUAAUUUUUUGUCCUCAUAUUUACAACCCAUAAUAUGAAGUAUA